Messenger RNA from Chenopodium quinoa (quinoa), 3223 nucleotides. Its product is annotated as pentatricopeptide repeat-containing protein At1g63330-like. The transcript has 3 exons. The record is from RefSeq and is a predicted model, not a curated record. The coding region runs from base 269 to 2431 and encodes 720 amino acids. Gene Ontology annotation, molecular function: protein binding. NCBI's taxonomy places the organism in Eukaryota, Viridiplantae, Streptophyta, Magnoliopsida, Caryophyllales, Amaranthaceae.
CCCAGCCGUAGGGUUUAACACUUGAACUCUCAUUCUUUCUUCUGUCUGCACAAAACCCCUCUAAUGGUCCAUAAAGUAGCCAAGGUAAAACUCUACCAAACCCAUCAAAAUCACAACUUUUCUCAAGGUUUGAUAACUUAACCCUCACUUAAUUUCAAUUUCCCAACUAUUUUAUAGUUAAUUUCAAGCUUCAUAUACAUGUUAAAUUCACUUUUAUUUCUGGGUUUAUGGUUAUUUUAUCUUUAUCAUACAUUUAAUUUUCUCUGCUAUGCGUUUUUGUGCAACUCAUACAUUAUCCCAUUUACGCAAUUUUCCCAAAAGGUUCGGCCUUUUUCACCAUUAUUACUAUGUAAAUCAUUCAGUUUCAUGUGUUCUUCAAAGUUCUGAUACUAGUGAUGAUAAUGUUAGUGAUGGUUCUAGUUCUAGUCAUUAUUGUGAUUAUAAUGUUGUACAUAGAGAAAUGAGGGGUUAUGCUAAGAUGGGUUGUGUUCAAAAGGCACUGGAGAGUCUCAAUUCCAUGGGGUAUGUCGAGGGGAGGCCGUUGGUUUAUGAUUAUAAUGCUUUGAUUUAUAACUAUUUUAAAUCCCGGAAUGUGAUUUUCGAUGAAUUAGGUCGAAUCUAUAUGCAUAUGAAGGAAUCUGGGUUGUGCCCGAAUGCAUUAACAUAUGUUGGCCUCUUUAAUGGAAUGUUAUUGUUGAAUUGUUUGUUGGAUGCGUUGUUUAUCAUUGGGGAGAUGCUUAGGAGUGGGUAUGUACCGUCAUUUACUUCUCUAUCGCGGUUGUUGAAAAGAUUAUUGAGAGGGGAGGAUUUAUUGGGUUCGAGGUAUGUUAUAGAGUUGAUGCUGGCACUGGACUACUUGCCAGCACAACUGUCGUUGAGUAGGUUGAUUUUGAAGCUUUGUAAAGUGGGCAAGAUACAUGAGGCUUAUAGAGUUUUGAGUGGUUUGCUAUGUAAAGGUCAUUUUUGCACUCCGCUUGUAUAUAAUCCAAUUUUGUGGGGUUUAUGUAAAUGUAACCAGAGUUCUAUCGCAUUGUCGUUGUUGUUUUCUUUAAAUAAGAGAGGAUUUGUACAUAAUGUGUGCUCAUACACGGCAUUGGUAUACGGGCUGGGUAAGGAAAAAAUGUGGAAUGGAGUUUUCCAGGUGUUAAGGGAAAUGGAAAUUGCUGGGUGUAAACCAAAUUCAAUAACAUACACUGUCUUAAUUAAGUAUCUAUGUGAGGAUGGGAGGAUUCAGGAGGCUUUUACCAUUCUUGCAAAUAUGGAAAAAGAAGAAUGCUACCCGGAUUUGGUGACAUUUAACAUCAUUCUUCGUGAGCUCUCUCAUCAGGACAGGGCAGUUGAAAUUAGUGAGCUGAUGUCUCUGAUGGAUCGGAGGGGCUUAUCUCCCGAUCCAUACACUUUAACUGCACUGGCUGCUGGCAUGUUGAAGAAAGGAAAGCUAGGAAAUGCUAGUAAUUUUUUGCUUGAUGUUAUUUCACGAGGGUACAAUGUGGAUAUUGCUGUGUAUAACAUGUAUCUACACUCCUUGUGCUUAGAGAGUGGAUACAGAGAAGCUUUAUCUGUGACAAAGAGCAUGGCUAGUAAAGGUUUCACACCGGACACCACUUCAUACAACACAAUUCUGAAAGGAAUAUGUUCUGAAGGCAAUUUUGAUGAUGCACUCAGGUUCCUAGACAGGUUAAACUUAGCUACAGAUGGGCCUGACAUAAUUUCUUUUAACACAAUUUUGUCUGGAGCAUGCAAACUAGGGAAUUCUUCUAUCAUUCACAAGCUUUUGGAUUGCAUGGAAGAUAAAAAAAUAGAGCUUAAUGUUGUAAGCAUGACUUGUUUGAUUAAAUAUUUCUGCAGAGUUGGAAAAAUCUUUGAGUGCUUCAAAUUGUUGGAGAAGAUGGUGGGUGCUGGUCCUACUCCAAACGUUCUAACUUUCAAUGCUGUCAUUGAUGGUUUAUGCAAGAACCACUUGCUCGGGACAGCUUGUAAAGUUCUUAAACAGUAUAAAAACUCAGGAGAAUUUCCUAAUACGAGUACAUAUGAUAUUCUUAUACAUACAGCCUUGAGUGCUAAAGAAUAUGCGAUGGCUGAGGAGUUAAUCACUGAUUUGUACUCCCAGGGAUUGGAACCUGGUGCAGUCGCUUAUAAAUCCUUGGUUAGUGCCAUAUGCAAAGAUGGGAAUAUAUGCGCUGCUCUUGAGCUUUGUAACCGAAUGCUUGCUGAUGGACGCAAGCCUUCAGUUGACAUCUACAAUGUGAUUUUGAAGGCAAUGCUUCAGAAAAGGAUGCUUAAGGAUGCUUUUUUGUUACUAAAGGACAUGGUAAUAAAUGGUUGUGAACCUGAUGACAUGUCACAUGUUAUUCUGAAGCAAGCACUCUUAGAGGAUGCAGAUAAGAAACAAUUUCAGGCCAAAAAUCUACCGGAUUAUAUAGUGGUGUAACUGUAUAAGAGAGUUGCAACUUUAUAUAGUAUUAUGCAGAGUGGUCUGAAGUGUCAGCCUUCUCCGCUUACCCUCCUCGCUCUCCAGAGUAACAUAUGUAAUUCUGAAGCAAACACUCGCAGAGGAUGCAGAGGAGAAUCAUUUUCAGGCCAAGAUCUCCUGGAGUAUGUAGUGGCAUAAAUGUAUAAGAGAGAUGCAUUUAUAUAGUAUUAUGCUGGGUGGUCUGAAGUCUCAGUCUUCUCCACUUACGCUCCUCGCUCUUCAGAGUAACAUAGUGUAAUCCAGCUUGUGAGAUAACUCAUAAAGCAGUAGCAAAGCUAUGGAGAGACAAAAGGUCAACAAAUAAGUGUCAUUCCUUUCUUGUAAUUGGCAAGUUCCUUAGUGGCCAAAAUUUGUCUGUCGCUGCUUUUCAGUGGGAUCCCUUGCUCCCUCAGUUUUUGAAUAAGAUUAUUUUGCAUGUUUAACAGUUCAGAUAUGAUGUCCUUGCCCUUGUCAUGGACUUGACAUACGGAGAGCUUAUUCUUUCUGGUGGACCAUAUCGUCUGCCUUGGUACCGAUUAGAGAAAUUAUGAUCCAAUGGCUUCAGAUGCAGAACUGGAUAUAUGUUGCCAUUUGAACUUCUAUUGAUCUGGUUCAUUAUUUAAAAGUUGUAUCCACUUCAGUGAUGGCUUGGUGGUCAAGAAUUUUCAGGAGAUAGGCGGUAGUUGCUCAGUCAUCCCUAUGUAAUAAAUAUCAUUUUGCUAGAGAAUUGUGUAUACAAUGGUGGCUUGGAAAUAAGCGAUCUUUCUUCAA